CAGGUUUAUCUUAUCAUCCCCCAGUGGACAAAGUUCCCCAAUGAGUCCAAACAAGCAUCAUUUGUCCGUAAAACACUAAAACUGGCACUUUUGUAUUUGUUGAGAUAAGCGAUCCAUAAGCUAGAUUCUGGUGCCUAUCUGGAUCAGGUUUGUGGAUUAGGGGUCAAAUGUCCAUGUUGGGGAUACAUGAGUAUUUAACUAUACACGUUUGUCAUGAUCCACAAACAUAAAAAAUUGGCAUCCACAAACACCAAACCCAUUCAAUGCCAACUGCGUACAUUAACGGAAAUGUUCACACGGUGGACGACAAACUCCCCAAAGCCGAAGCCUUCAUUGUCAGUGACGAUGGGACUUUUUCCAAGGUCGGCGCCACCGAGGAAAUCAAGCUGAUUGCUUCAGGAAUGACAGUAAUCGAUUUAAAGGGCCAAUUCGUCAUGCCUGGAAUGCACGAUGCCCAUUGUCACUUGUUGAUGGCCUCAAAAGAAAAGCUCUUUGAGGCCAAGCUCGGAGUCUACUCUACUCCUAAAGAAAUUGUUGAGCAAUUCAAAGAGUAUAGCCAUGGUGCGUGUGCUCAUUUGAACACCGUCUCCAACUGGUUGAUUGGAAACUUCUACCACUACGCCCAGUUCGACGACAAGAAGCCCGACCGUAAGUUCUUGGACGAGGCGUUCGGUGACCAGCCCGUUGUCAUUAGAGAGUAUACCACUCACAACAUCUUUGCCAACUCCGCCGCUUUGAGAGCUGCUGGGUACGAGGAAAACCCAGUUGACCCAUGGGACGGCUAUUACGUCAGAAGAGAAGAUGGUACCAUCACCGGAGAGCUUGUAGAAGGUGCCGCUACUCGGUUGUUUAACUCAAUUCCCAAAGGUAGACUCGAAGAUAAUGUCACGGCCUUGGAGUACGGAGUUAAGAUGUCCAAUAGAUUUGGAUUUACUGCCGUCCAGGAAGCUUCGGCCAACACCAUUUACUUGGAAGCCGCUCAGCAGUUGGAGAAACAAGGCAAGAUGACCAUCAACUUGGAUGCGCACGUUGUGUUUUACGGGGUUGGUGCAUUUCCUCAGGAGAGCGUUGGUUCUUUGCACCACACCUUGUGGAACGCAAAGGACUACAAAAGUAAGCAUUUCAAUCCCAUGUUCACCAAGUGUUGGAUCGAUGGUGUGCCAUGGCACCCUCAUGAAACCCAUACCCCUUUGACCGAAGACGGGAAAGUAGACUACAACCGGUUGUUGAUUCCACAAGAGACUUUCAAGAAGUACAUUGAGAGAUUUGAUUCAGAAGGAAGAGUCUGUAAGGUUCAUGUUUGUGGACAAGGUUCGGCCCGGUUUGCCUUGGACUGUUUUGAGGCCUUGAGGAAGAAGAACCCUAACGGCCCCAAGCACGAGUUGGCCCAUAACAUGGAUGUCACCGAAGAAGAUUGUAAACGGUAUAAGGACUUGAACAUCACCGCGGAAAUGAGUCCUGCCAUUUGGCACGAUCCUGACUUCCAGCCCGAAACCAACCCCAAGAGUGUGUAUCCGUUCAACCAUUUGAAGAAGUAUGGGGCCUUGUUAACCAUUGGUUCUGACUGGGUGUUUGCUCCAGAUACUCCCAACAUUUUCCCUGGUCUUCAAGCGUUGACUGAAAACAAACAUGGCUGGGAUAUGACCAGAGAGGAAGUCAUCAAGAUGGUUACCAUCAACGGUGCCGAAGCCACUUCCAGAGAUACUACUGAAGGGACCAUUGAGUCUGGGAAGUUGGCCAACUUUGUGAUUUUGGACAGAGAUUUGACGACUGCUGAAACUAUUGCUGACACCGUGGUGUACAAAACCUACUUUGAAGGUCGGGAGGUUUACGAUUUUGCUACUGAUGAGUUGAAGCAUUUCCAGGGAAGUAUUUAAGUGUUUUACAAAAGUGAAUAAGUGUGUUUUCAAAUAAAUAACGUUAUUUUACCAAGUAAACUCAACUACUUUUAAGCUCUCUAUCAAAUCUAUAAGAAACCAUUAAUUAGUGGGGAUAUCCUUCAAACCUAUUGGCCUCAUGGUCUCAUAAUUGGCAUCAUAGAUGCUAUCUCUGUGGAACCCAUAGGAAUCCCGUUUUUCUAUCAUGCUUGAAUUUAAGUCUUCGAUUUUUGUCACUCCCAUGAACUUCAUGUUCAAAGCUAUCUCGUGUUUCAACAACUGGACCGCUUUUUUCACUCCUUCUUCCCCAUAGCAUGAAUUAGCGUACAAGAAGGCUCGGCCCAAACCAACACCUUUGGCACCUAAACAUAGGGCCUUGAUAACGUCGGUUCCUCUGCGAAUACCUCCAUCGAUGUAGAUUUCAAUCUUCUUAUCCAAAUUCUUAGCCCUCAAAAUGGGCAUAACUUCGGCCAACACGUCAACAGGUGCUCUAGAAAAGUCCAACUGUCGGCCUCCAUGGUUUGACAACACCACGGCAUCCACCCCAUGUUCUACCGCAAGAAGAACGUCUUCUGAGCGCUGGACACCUUUAAUGGCAAUAGGUAUAUCGGAA
This is a messenger RNA of Yamadazyma tenuis ATCC 10573, 2490 nucleotides long. NCBI's taxonomy places the organism in Eukaryota, Fungi, Ascomycota, Pichiomycetes, Serinales, Debaryomycetaceae. The record is from RefSeq and is a predicted model, not a curated record.